Molecule: messenger RNA, 2505 nt
Organism: Drosophila albomicans
Lineage: Eukaryota; Metazoa; Arthropoda; Insecta; Diptera; Drosophilidae
Exons: 5
Coding region: 136-2085 (649 amino acids)
Biological process (GO): transmembrane transport; monocarboxylic acid transport
Molecular function (GO): monocarboxylic acid transmembrane transporter activity
Source: RefSeq, a predicted model, not a curated record
GUGCUGGACGCGUAGCAGUUAACAACGAGAAAGUCAACGAUAGAGCUACAAUAUAUUAGCAACCGAAAGCAGAAGACGUAGUGAACAGGCUCCUUAAAUACGACGACAAGUGUUGUCAUUAACACCAGCACAUCGAUGGAGAAAUCAACGCUAACGCAGAAGAAUUAUGCCAGUGUCUACAAUGAGACGACAAAGCCAAAGAAGCCAAAGCGACGCGACAAAAGCGAUUUGGGUCCCGAUUUUGUGGCGCCCGAUGGCGGCUGGGGUUGGGUGAUCUGUGUGGCCGCUGGCUUCAAUAAUUUCUUUAUGUUUCCGGCACUGCAGCAAUAUGGAUUGAUCUACAGAGUUCGCAUGACUUCGCUGGGCUUUGAUGCCAAGGAGACCACAAUUAUCGUUAACGUCGUGAUGACCUUGUCCUCGCUAGUGGGCAUCGUGAAUGGCGCCAUGUUCCGCAGGUUCACGUUCCGUCAGGUCGCGCUGACGGGCACAACUCUCGGCUUUCUGGGGAUCUUUCUCUCGGCGUUCUGCACCACCGUCUGGCAGUACAUCAUCUGCCUUUCGCUGAUCUAUGGCGUCGGCCUUGGCCUAGCCAUGGCUGCCGUUUCGCUGGCCGUCAACACCUACUUCAAGCAGAGUCGUCGACGUGCCACCGGCUUCACGUGGACCAUCACCGGGCUGGGUCCCAUCAUAUUCCCCUAUGUGUCCACCUUUCUGCUGGACUUUUACGGUGCCCAGGGGACGAUUCUCAUCUACUCGGCCAUCGCUCUCAAUGCCGUGCUCUGCGCCAUGACGCUGCAGCCGGUGAUGCGUCACGUGCGCAAGCCGGAGAAGCCCGAGGUGAUUGUCAGCGAACACAAGGAACAACCGGAGCUGCUCGAGGCCAAUGGGAAUCUACUGGCACCGAGCAACGAUCCGUGGUCGGACUACGAGUGCAAAUACUGUCAGUAUCAGAAGCGCACCAAGCGCAGCAUCUUCUCCUCACAAUAUCUGUUCAACGACGACGAUCCCGAGCACCCGGGCUAUGAGAUUACCGAUCCCGGUACUCCGAUGCUGGCGCGUGCCAACGACGGAUGGUUUGGGUCGAAGCUCUCGCUAACCUCUGAGCGUCGUCAGGUGCUAUUGCGUCAGGCAUCCGUCUCGGUCUCGGCCGCAGCCACUAAGGGUAGUCGGGACAAUCUUGACAAGCUGGAGGAGGCCAGCGAGCAUAAUCAACAGCACGAUUCAUCGGCGGCGCUCUACAAGCCCAACUAUUUCAAUCGCGAGCGCGAGGAUCUGGGUCGCUAUGCCAGCAAGUCGAGUGUCUACUCGAAGCCCGGCGGAGGUGAGGAGUUGCUCCGUUGCACCUGUGCCGAGGACAAGGCGCUGCUGCAGAAGACCGCCGAGGCACUCAAGCUGGAGCAAGCGGCACUUCAGGCGGCCGAGGAGGCCGAGGAGGAGGCCAAACGCAAGAUGACCUUCCGUCAGAAGGUCAGCAAAUUCUUUGAUCUCGAUCUGUUGCGCAAUCUGACCUUUGUCAAUCUGGUGAUCGGCAUGAGCAUCAUGAUGUUUGGCGAAAUGAACUUCUCGGUGCUGACACCGUUCAUCCUCCAUAGCUACGGCUACACCGACAGUCAGUGCUCGAUGGUGAUGUCCCUGCUGGCGUGCAUGGACAUCUCGGUGCGUUUCCUGGCACCGCUCUGCCUCGAGAAGGUGAAGCUCGACAAUCGCGUGCUGUUCGCUUUUGGCAUUAUCUGCAUUGCCGUCGGCCGUGUCAUCGUCACAAUGACCUCAUCCUACAACGUGGUCAUAGCGGUCUUUCUGCUCAUCGGUUUCGGCAAGGGAUUCCGCACCAUAUUCUCCCCAUUGAUCAUACCCUCGUAUGUGCCAUUGCGUCGUCUGCCCGCUGCCUCUGGACUGCAGCUGAUCUUCAACACGUUCUUCUCGCUGGUCAUGGGUCCCCUGCUGGGCAUCAUCACCGAUGCUUUCGGCUACAGUUCAACCAUCCACUGCAUCAAUCUUUUGACAGCCAUCGCCCUGAUCAUGUGGGUAGCCGAGUCGAUGGUGCGACGUGCCCUUGGCAAGCCAUACAAUCCACCGGAGGAAUAGCCUUGUGUGUCCAUGCGGCACUCGAGCAAUCUUAAAAUAGCCUAGACAGCAGCCAAGUGUAAAGUAUUACUUUAACACACACACACAUACUCCAAGAUAUUACUGCGAGUUUGUUACACUUAUGUAGUACAGAUUAGCCUACACACUAAUAUAUAUUUAUUUAAGUAUUGCCAUUAAGUUUAGUUUAGGUUAUCAAUUGUCAUUUAAUCUGUUAAUGCCAAUUACUUUGUACUCCUCUGUAUAUAUGGCAGUUGCUACUUCACUUAUGCGAUUUUAUUCAUACCUAUUUUUUUUCGUAAUUGUAAAUUAUAUGUUGGGCAUUUUCAUUUAAUGUGCUACUGAACUGAAUUACCAUUUGCUGUUAACUUAGAUCUUUUGUUCAUAUUGAUUACGAAUAUACAUUAAAAACCUUACUCUAGA